This is a messenger RNA of Monomorium pharaonis (pharaoh ant), 4144 nucleotides long. It is a transcript of the gene rump, whose product is annotated as myelin expression factor 2. The record is from RefSeq and is a predicted model, not a curated record. Bases 125 to 1897 code for a protein of 590 amino acids. The transcript has 9 exons. NCBI's taxonomy places the organism in Eukaryota, Metazoa, Arthropoda, Insecta, Hymenoptera, Formicidae. Gene Ontology annotation, cellular component: nucleus; cytoplasm. Gene Ontology annotation, molecular function: mRNA binding.
GUGGUCGAUCAGUUCCGGUGUCGGCCAUUUUAUACGACGCUUGGUGUAUGUACUUUUAACUUGUACUAGCUUAUAGGAUUGCUUAUUCGGAAGAUAGCGAGACCCAGUCAACCGGCUUCCGACGAUGAUGAAGACGGAAGACAAUCAGGCACAGAACAAUGACGACAGAGACAGGAGCAGAGAACGCGACCGUAAUCGAAGGUCAGAUAGACCAAACCGCAUAAACUCAGCUAGCCGUGACCGCAGCAGAGAAAGAAACGAUCGCGUUGGCAGAAAGGCUUCCGAUCGGCGGAUUUAUGUGUCAAACAUUCCUUAUGAUUUUCGUUGGCAGGAUUUAAAAGAUCUAUUCAGGACUGAGGUUGGUAAGGUGGCACAUGUGGAGCUUUUCACAGAUGAGAACGAUAAGCCUAGAGGAUGUGGGAUAGUGGAGUUUGAAGAUUCAGACUCUGUCAAGAUAGCAGUGGAAAAGAUGCACCGAUAUGACAUCAAAGGGAGAAAGCUUGUUGUUAAAGAAGAUUUUGAUGUAGAGCGUGACAAAUAUGGUCGUUUAGCGACAGGCCGUAACAAUGAUAGAAAUCGGGACGAUAGAUUCAGAGAUCCUCCACGACCGCAAGGAGGUGGAAGACAAAAUAUGUCUGCACCUAGUGGCGCAGGAGGUGGUGGUGGUGGUGGAGGUGGUGGUGGUGGUGGCGGCGGCGGCGGCGGCGGUGGUGGUGGUGGCGGUGGAGGUGGCGGUGGUGACAAUAAAUUUGGAAACACCUAUGGUCUUAGUACACAAUUUUUGGAAUCUUUAGGUAUCAAUGGUCCUUUGGUCACUAGGGUCUUUGUUGCAAAUUUGGAUUAUAAAGUUGAUGAGAAGAAGCUACUUGAAGUUUUCAAAUUGGCUGGAAAAGUUUUACAUGUUGAAUUGGGAAAAGACAAGGAUGGUAAAUCCAGAGGUUUCGGAGUUGUGGAGUAUGAUCAUCCAGUGGAAUCAGUACAGGCCAUUUCGAUGCUUCAUAAUCAACAGUUGUACGAUAGACGCAUGACUGUUAGACUCGAUAGAGCUAACGAACCUGACAUGCCGCCUAAAUUACCAGAAGGUUUGAAAGGAAUUGGCAUGGGACUUGGAGCCGGUGGUAACAGAUUGUUGGAUGUCGCUAGAAAUAUUCCCAAUGUGCAAGCGAACAAUCCACCAGUGGUGAAUCCGAUUUCGGCGCCGGUUUUAGCAGCGGGUGCUUUUGGCGCUGGUCUAAACAACGUUGUACCCGCGCAAUUAGCAUCGGCAUUAUCGAACACGAAUGCAGCAGCCCUCCAAGCUAGUCUUGCUGGCGCUGGUUUAGGUGCCAAUCUCACCACUAGUUCACUGCUCAAUUCUUCACUGACGAAUGAGUUAGCAUCCAACUUGAAUAACUUUGGCGGCGGUGUCGGUGGUUUGAGCGGUCUGCAGGCUUCCUUGGCCGGACAAGGGAACAAUACAUUUACACCGCGCGGAUUAUCUAAAUUGGACAACGAUAUAGGAUUCGGUAGUAACAAUGCCUUUGGCGGUUCUAAUUUCGGUGGUGGCGGUAGAGAUUUUGACGGAGGGUUUAAUAGAGGAGACGGCGAUCGAGUAUCCGGUGGCGGCGGCGGUGGAUUUUCUGGGAAUCAAGGCCAAAGUGGUGGCGGCAACCGACAAAAUUCUAACGGUUCAAGACAGAUGUCCGAUACUAUACUUAUAGGCAACUUACCUCCAAACACGACGUGGCAGAUGUUGCGUGACAAAUUCCAGGACGCUGGAGAGGUAAAAUUUGCAGAAAUGAGAGGUGCCGAUAUGGGCAUGGUACGGUUCGCAUCUGAAUGGGAUGCCGAGCGUGCUGUGACUAUGAUGAAUCGAUCGCGUAUUGACGGCAGAACGAUUGAUGUACGUCUGUACUAAGAGCUGCAGGAUAGCCUCGAGGAAUUCAAGCGUGAGGAAGCUGGGUGUUUAUGUGUCGUCUGCAGGAUUCCACUCCUGAUGACAAUACUCGAAAUUCAUCCUAGUUGUCUGGCAGAACUUAGGACAAUGAGUGACAAAUAUCUGUCUUUGGAAGAUCACCAAGUCGUUAGCAAGUUUGUAUGAUGGCUACUCAACGUUGAAACAAUCGCUCGUGAAACACUCCGUGAAGCCCUCUCUUUCUCUUUAUUCCCUCUACACUUUUCAAUUCUGUAUUGUUUAUCGUUCCUUUUUACAGAAAGUCUACUAAUUGUUCACUUCUUAAAUCAGAUUUUUUUUUAGCGAUCGUGACUAUAGUUUACUUGUUUAGGCUUAGGUUUCACACGAUGAUCUUACUGUAAGUCAGUAGGCUCCUUUUCAGUGUGUAGGUUAUUCACUAUUUACAGGUUUUUUAACAGUAAUUAGCGAUUUUGUAGUCUGUAAGUCUUUAACUUCUUAAUUAUCAUGAUCAAGAGAUCGAUCGGUUCUCCAUCAUUCCGAUCUAUUGUGCAGUUGAGUCCAUUAAGGGAUAGAGAUUAAUCUUUCGUUCAUGAAAACACCUUUAACGUUGUAAAAUCAUUACUCGCUCGAAUUAGAUUUCCGGUUUGCGACUUUAUCGAGGUAUGCUCAUAAAAAAUCUUAUUUUAUGCUAUCGUGGACUGUAUGUGUUGGAUUCUCAUCGCAUCGUUUACACUUUCUUAUGCGUAAAAGAAAAGCACGUGUGUGGUGUUCGACAGGGGAAUAGCGCUUCGUCGCUAAGAUUUCUACGCGAUUGCAUCUUUUUUUUUACCAUAUUGUAACGUACAUUCUGUGUUGCAUCUUUAUAAAAAAAAAAGGGAAAAUGAUUUAAUGAGAUCUAGAUGAAACAUAUGAGACAUUUGUUAUUAUAGUCCACCGUUUUUAGGAAGAUCCCCUCUCAGUUCACUUCAAAUUCGCUUCGAGACCUCGGCGAACGUACGUCAGACGAUUUAGAUUCGGCUAAAUUCUGCGUUUUAUGCACCGUAAUAUGUUUACCAAAAAGUAAAUCGAGCCACUGACAUUGAACGAAGUCUCUUUUAAUCUUUCAACUCUCGCAGAAACGCGGAUGAGACCUGAAUUAAUUCUAGUACAUAAUGAACGAAUUGUGUUUGGUGUUUUCGAGAUAUUAUUUUUUGGUAAACAUAACUCUCCUCUCGCCAUGUAGAUCUCGAGGAACAUUUUGUGCAUUGUAUAACACUCUUGUAUAACCACCAAUCUCAUAACAGUGAUUGAAUAAAAUCCAAAUUCGUUUUGACUAUAAAACAUGUUGGUCGUUGUGUUUUUAUUUCUGUGCGGUUGUAUGAACUUUUUAUUAUCUUUUUUUUUAAGGGGCCACUCUCUUGGGUCGGUUUGAACGAAUCUUGUCAAGUGAGUUUAGUAUGCAACGCGUUUGUAAACUGGUAUGAUUGAUCUGAUACGAUAACUUUCCUGUUAUGGUUAAUCGUACCAAAAACUCGUUGCAUUUAAGCAGAUUCGAGUUCAUUCGGUUUAUUGUGUGAUACAUCUUAAAAUACAGAUCACUUCUCCGAUUAUCUUCCGUACAAUUGGGACGUCAGAAUAAUCUGCGCAGUGAGGAGGAAGGUGCUCGUUCGCGUUCGCAGGUGAGAUAUUUUUUUCAGAUGGUUUUCUUUCCCGAUUUUCUCCGAAGAUGGAUUCCUGAGAAAAGAGAUUAUUGAUGAUAUCUGGCCCCGAUUAGCACAAGUACUUGUUCCGUCCCCUUAAUAGCGAGAAUUUAAAAGCGACAUUCACAUAAGUAUAUCUGUGCGUUGUGUUGUACCAAGUGUAUUCUUCAUCUCCGAUAGUUUUUAGCGAUUAUCUUUACUGUCGAUGAGAUUGGGAUGUAUCGAUGGAUUUUUUUAAAGAAAAGUGACCGAGAAAGAUGAAUGAUUAACAGAGGGUGAUUUUCGUCGUCUUUAAUAUGAUGCAGUCGAUUCUAUGGAGCUGAUUCAAGGACGGGGAAAUCUUCCAUGCGCACUAAUUAUAUUUUGUAUCCAUUCCGAAUUACUCAUUUUGAUUAAUCUCUGAUUUAUAUCGUAUGCGAAACUUUACGUUUUUUUUAUUAAUGUACUUUUAUGGUAAGUGUUCGUCAAGAUGUUCCAUCUGUACGAUCAAUGAUAAAAAACGCGCAAAUUUUAGCGCAUUCUUAGCAAGUGAUCCUCCUUCCGUUUGACGCCUGAAUAAAUUCUUACAUGU